CCAUCAGGUAAAUACGACAUGGGGGCGCGUUCCUUAUGUCCGCUUCGGCUUCCGUAGUUGUGGUGGUCUGAAAAAUGUCUGCCUCCAUGUGACAACGUGAGUGGAGCAAACCAUAGACUUGAACUCGUUCAUUAGGAAGGUAAACAGCGAACAAUCAUCCAGUAUCAAUGUUACUUCGUCUGCUGGUACAUUGAAAAAAAACUUCACAUUAGUGUUCGUCCGAAGAAAACGCCACAGGAGGCGCUCCCUAUGUUGUUGUGUACCCCGCGGUUCAUCCCCUCCGUCAUCUCCCAUCACCUGACUCACAUCAGAAUACAUUUAGGAAGAAAAAAGCAGCGGUUGGCCGAAGGUAGUUUAGCCAUCACUAGAGGACUCGGAUCAAUGGAAACCACACCAUCCUCUACAGAUACCAAAGUCACAUCCAUGGAAGCCGAGAUGAACGCCGAGCCACAAGUCACAGCGUCCUUUGCACCGUCAUCGGAACGUCCAGACACGUCCACCGACCGGGAUAAGUUGAUCGAACUGUUGCCAGGGGAGACGGUGGUAAAGGAGGGCAAGGCGGCAAUACUGUUUCCCAGCGCAAAUGAAGUGUUUUACAACCCAGUUCAGGAAUUCAACAGGGAUUUGACGUGUGCCGUCCUAACAGAGUUUGCCAGGGAGUGGAUGGCUAAGAAGGGGGUGAAGCUGUUGGUGCCCGGGGAGAAGGAGAGGAUGGUGGUCUCUCUCUCCGAGGAAGAGAAGGAGAGCGCGAGUGGGCUGGCGGCGGAGGAGCAUGAGAUGGAGGAGGAGGAGGAGAAGGAGAAGAAAAAUGGAGAGGAAGAGCUCACUGCCACAGCGACCGCAGGCGAGAUAUGUGAGGACGGGCUGCGUGUGCUGGAGGGCCUCUCCGCCUCGGGCCUGCGCUCGGUGCGCUUCGCCCUGGAGGUCCCGGGCCUACGCAGCAUCACCGCCAACGACUUCUCCUUCAAGGCCGCCGCGCUCAUCUCCCGCAACGCCCGCUACAACGGCGUGGAGCACCUGGUGCAGACCAGCUGCAGGGACGCAAGCAUGUUGAUGUAUGAGAUGCGUGGGAAGAAGCAAUCCUAUGACGUCAUCGACAUUGACCCCUACGGAAGCCCCGCCUCUUUCCUGGACGCCGCCGUGCAGGCUGUCAGCGAGGGAGGGCUGCUGUGCGUAACAUGUACAGACAUGGCGGUGAUGGCUGGGAACAAUUCAGAGACGUGCUACAGUAAAUACGGAUCCAUGUCCUUAAAGGCCAGAUACUGCCAUGAGAUGGCACUGCGCAUCAUCCUGCACAGCGUGGAUCAGCGCGCAGCCGUGUACCAGCGCUACGUCCGGCCGCUCGUCUCCAUCAGUGUGGACUUCUACAUACGGGUCUUCAUGCAAGUCCACACGGGCCAGGCCGUGGUCAAGAACUCUGCUAGUAAACAGGCUCUGGUCUACAACUGUGUGGGCUGUGGCUCCUUCCACCUGCAGAGGAUGGGCAAGAAGACCCCCAAUGGAAAGCACAUGAAGUUUUCUGCGGCUACAGGGCCCCCUGUUGGUACCCACUGUGAACACUGUGGACAGAGACAUCAGCUCGGAGGGCCCAUCUGGGCAGAGCCCCUCCACGACGUGAGCUUCGUCCAGAAGGUCCUGAGCGCCGUGUCGUCCAACCCCUCCCGCUUCGGGACGGCCAAGCGCAUCGAGGGGAUGCUCAGCAUGGUCACGGAGGAGCUGGAGGACGUCCCGCUCUACUACACUGUGGACCAGCUGAGCAGCAUCGUCCACUGCAACACUCCCCCCCUGCUGCAGUUCAGGUCUGCCCUUUUGCACGCCAAGCACAGGGUCUCUCUCUCCCACGCCUGUAAGAACGCCAUCAAGACAGACGCCCCGCCCUCCGUCAUCUGGGACAUUAUGCGCUCCUGGGAGAAGGCCAAUCCCGUGAAGAGGGAGAAGUUGUCAGAGACUAGCCCCGCCUUCAAGAUCCUGUCGAAGGAACCCAGCCUCGAGGCGUGUUUCACGGUGAGGGAAGACGCCAACCCUCAGUCCAGGAAGCAACACCUGACCCGCUUCCAGGAGAACCCGCAGGCCUUCUGGGGGCCCAAGGCUAGGGCCCGGGCUAGUGGAGGCAUCACCACAGAGCUGGAUGAGAAGAGGAAGAUGUUCCAGAACAAGAGGAAGCACCACACUACAGACCUGCUCAGGCACAAACACCAGCCCUGCAAGAGGUUCAAAAAGGGCAUAUGCACACACGGAGACAAAUGCUGCUACUCCCACGACCCGGAGCUGAAGGACGCGAACAAGACUGACUGAACCACGCAAAUCAUGUACAGGUGUUGGUGAAUGCAGACAGAGUGCUGUGCUGUGAUGAUAUUCAUAUCAGGAUUCGGACCGAUGCAAAUGCUUUACCAUGAUAUCUAUAUCACAUUGGGUCUGAGUUUUCAGCUUUUAAUUUUUUUUGACUGUUGGGACAGUUUAAUAAAGCCCUUAAUCGAA
Molecule: messenger RNA, 2478 nt
Organism: Gadus macrocephalus (Pacific cod)
Lineage: Eukaryota; Metazoa; Chordata; Actinopteri; Gadiformes; Gadidae
Gene: trmt1
Product: tRNA methyltransferase 1
Exons: 16
Coding region: 250-2295 (681 amino acids)
Biological process (GO): tRNA N2-guanine methylation
Cellular component (GO): nucleus
Molecular function (GO): metal ion binding; RNA binding
Source: RefSeq, a predicted model, not a curated record